AAUGGUGACAAUUCAGGUAGAAAAAUUAGAAAAUAGUUGAUCGAUCACAGUACUAAUCAGCUUCGAAGUAUGUUUUAAUAAUACAUAAAUGGUGAGAAUACAGUUAGAAAAAUAUAACAAUCGAUCAAUAGUUAACCUAAUCAAUAUUUGAGAUAUAUAUUUUAACAAUGAUGAUGAUAUAUAGUUAAAAUAUAAAAUUCACGAGAAAACUGAUAUUAUAAGACUCGAAAGAUUUAGAUUUGGAGUGUUGAAAAGGCAGUAGGAGGCCAUUUUAUAAGGCUAAAAAACCGGACUUUUUAAUUAAUGAAAUGAAAUGAAUUAAGUGAUUGUAUGUGUAAGAAAAGCAUAUAGUAUAAUUAUAUAUUAACUUUAAACCGUUAACCCCAUGUGAUCUUGCCUCAUUUCUCAUGGCUUCCUUCAAUUCCAACUUUAUUAAUUACUUUUCACACAUACUUUUAAAUUAAAAUGUCCUAUAUAUAUAUUUUGCACAAGAUCCAUUGUUCUACAAAUUCCAAUACAACAAAAAAAAGAAAAAAAAAGACAUAACACUUUUUAUUAGUUGUUUUGGACAAGUUCAUUUUCAACCUUGUUUGAUCAACUAUUGACAUAUAUUGUGAGGUGGAUUUGGGUCCAUAUAUGAGAUGGGGUUAGCUAGAAAUGGUAAUAUAAGAAGUGGUGAUUCUUUAGAAGGUAUGUUGAGUGAUUAUAUGGGAGGAAAAGCAGCAAAAAUGAGAUCACAAAAAGGUUCUUCAACUAAAGUUGUGACAAUAUUAACUUGUUUACAGUUUUCUUUUGCUGUUUAUGCAACAUUUCUUCUGUAUUACAUGAGUCCAUCAAUAGAUUUAAGUUCUAAACCAGAUUUUACUUGGGCUACGCGAAUAGCUCGGUCGUGGAAACACUUCAUUAUACCUCCACAUGUUGUUAGUCAUGUUGUGCAGCAAAAGUCAGUUGUUAGUCCUUCUGAUGUUUGUGAACAUGAGAAGAUUGAUUUUGAACAAAAGAAGUCUAAUGAUGCACUUAUGAUCAAGUUGAAGACAGAGUUGUAUCAAGAAUUGAGGGACUUUCAGAACAAGAAUCUUGGUGGUACUGAGACACUUUCUGAGUUGAUGUUGAUGAAGUCGAAAUGGGAUUUACGAGGUCCAAACAAGCCGAAAAUCACUGUGAUCUUGAAUCAUUUCAAGAGGAAAACUUUGUGUGCUCAGAUUGAUUCUUUACUUGGACAAACACUUCAGUUUCAUCAUGUUUGGGUUGUCGCGUUUGGAAGUCCUAAUGAGGAAUCACUCAAGAGGAUCGUAGAUAGUUACAAUGACUCGCGUAUAAGCUUUAUCAGUUCGUCUUAUGAUUUCAAGUACUAUGGAAGGUUUCAAAUGGCUUUGCAAACAGAAGCUGAUCUUGUGUAUAUCGUAGACGAUGACAUGAUCCCAGGGAAGAAAAUGUUGCAGAUUUUAGCACAUGUUGCAGGGACAGAAAAGUAUAUGAAUUCUGUUUUGGGAAGUAUUGGUAGGAUUUUGCCUUUUAGACAGAAAGAUUUCAUUUUUCCGAGCUAUAGGAAGUUUCGAUCCAAGGAGGCAGGGCUUUAUUUGCCUGAUCCUGCUUAUAAUAUCACUGUGGAUAGAAUUGUUCAAGCGGAUUUCCUAUCGAGUUCUUGGUUUCUUUCUGCUGAACUUGUCAAGACACUCUUCAUCGAGACGCCCUUCACUUUCAUGACAGGAGAAGACUUACACUUAAGCUAUCAGCUUCAGAAGUAUAGAAAUGCUGGUUCAUUUGUGCUACCAGUUGAUUCAAAUGACAAAGAAACAUGGGGUGACAGUGAGCACAGACUUGCUUAUGUAUCCGAAACCACUGUUAUAUUCAAGGACACGGUUCAAGUCCGAGAUGAUCAGUGGUGGAAAGCACUCUCCACUGGUUACAUAACGCAAUGGGCAGCGAUGAAUCCUCAGAAGAUUGAUGUACUUUUCUAUGCCCAUUCUGUCGAUGAAGUUAAAGCUCUCGCACCUCUUCUUGAAAAGUUCAGAUCAACAGUUGGAAAAAAGGCCUACAUUGUUGUCUCAGGAGGCAGUUUCUGCCCUUGUGAAGAUGCUGCUGCAGCUUUGAAAUGGCCUAAAAUAGUAUGCACAGAAAGGAGGUUCAAGAUUAUGGAUUUAGGCGUUGGUGCUGUAUCCGGGAUAUCAAAUUCAGAAGUCCCCGUCGUUCAAGCAGUCUAUGCCAGCAUGAAAGGACUAAUCAAGAUUCAUAACCCGAGCCUCGUGAUCACAGUAGCUGAUGCAGAUUCUAAUGUGAUGAAAGCACUCAAGAUGGCUACCGAAGCUAACACAAACAGUUCAAAAUUGGUUCUUCUACCUAGAUCAUCGGUCACUAAGGUUCUUUGGAUGGCUGAUCUUCGUUCCACAGCUUUGCCAAAUUGGAACCGUAUGACGCUUUCUAUAAACAUCAUCACACAGAACAGAGCUAAUUCACUAGCAAGGCUUCUCAAGGCGCUGAGUGACGCGUACUACAUAGGUGAUGAAGUUCCUAUAACUUUCAACAUGGAUAGUAAGGUAGAUGAGGCAACUAUAAAGCUUGUUAACUCAUUCAAUUGGCCUCACGGAACCAAAACUCUUCGAAGAAGGAUCAUUCAAGGAGGCCUAAUUCGCGCUGUUAGUGAGAGUUGGUACCCCUCAUCGGAUGAUGAUUUUGGUCUCUUACUCGAAGAUGACAUCGAAGUCUCCCCUUACUAUUACCUAUGGAUCAAAUAUGCUCUCUUAGCCUACCACUAUGACCCUCUAAUAUCACUCCCCGAGCUCUCCUCCAUCUCUCUUUACACGCCACGUUUGGUGGAAGUUGUUAAAGAAAGGCCUAAAUGGAAUGCAACUGACUUCUUCAAACACAUACAUCCAAACACACCAUAUCUCCAUCAGUUGCCUUGCAGUUGGGGCGCGGUGUUUUUCCCUAAGCAAUGGAAGGAAUUCUACGUCUACAUGAACAUGAGAUUCACGGAAGAUCCAAAGCAAAAUCCAGUACAGAUACCAAAAUCAAGAACUAAUGGAUGGCAAGCUUCUUGGAAGAAGUUCUUGAUAGACAUGAUGUACUUAAGAGGUUACGUUAGCCUUUAUCCGAACUUCCCAAAUCAAAUGAGCUUUUCAACAAACCAUAUGGAACCAGGAGCUCACAUUGCAGCUAAGAACAAUGUAGUUAAACAUAACAAAGCGGAUUUUGAGGUACCACUACUAAAAGAAGACUUCAAGAACCUAUUGCCUUAUGGGAAAAUGCCUCAAGCUUCGAAGCUACCUUCGUUAAACCUCUUCAAUCAACCUGUUUCAUUGAAAGGCUUGAAGACAGCAGGAGCCAAACUAGGUACAGACGUACUUCAAUGCAGUCCAACGGAGAUAGUCUCCGUUCACCACGAUACAGGUUUACCAUCACAUUGUGCAAGAUUCUGAUUACAAAUUACAAUUUUUUUGUUUGUGUUUAUGUUACAUUAUUAUGUGUUAAGAGAAAAAAAUGAGGCUUUAAUGUUGCAGCCAAAAGUGGCUAAUCUGUAUUCUCUUUGUUAUGCCUAAAUCUUGUUAUCAAUCAAAGAAAUGAAACAAAAAAUUCACUCAAAAGCACUCCACACGAGUAUCGAUCAACCUGCUUUACUCUGAUACCAAUUGCUAUAUAAAAUAAACAUGCUUGACCGUCCAAAACCAAAACGACUAGUCUAUUAGGUGGAAGAGCUCACUCAUCAAUGUUGCGAACCAAGCUGAAUCCGUAGGGGCCUAUGGCCUUAAUACGGUGAAUGAGACUGAUUACGUUAUAAUUAUUUUGGGCCGAGCAAAAUAUUAGAAAGUAUUAUUUCGAAUCCAGACUCAAGUACCAUUUUUUGAACUGGGAGUUAGAAAUAUCAAAGUUUUGGCGUGUGAUUGUUUUGUUGUGCGUAUUCUACAUUGUAACUCGUAUUCGGUGAUUAUUUUAUUUUAUUUUUGGUACAUACACUCUUUGUUUUUUUUUCUUUUCAAUGAACGAAGGACUAUUGAAAUACAACAUAUACUGUCAAUACAUAAAAGUUAAAUUAAUACGCGGGGAUCUAGUGAGUGAAAGAGUCCUACCAACUAACACCAACAUGGAAACUGGGUGGUUUAAGUCUCAACAUCUCAUGAAAAGUAGAAUGUUAAGGACACAAUUUUAUUUUAUUAUUCAAAAGAUAAUUCAGAAAAAAACUUAGCUUUUGCUUUCAAAAAAAUUAUUUAGAUGGUUUACCUAACCUAAGUUAAUUAAAUGCAUUAUUUGUUAU
Solanum lycopersicum (tomato) is the source of this 4252-nucleotide messenger RNA. RefSeq lists its product as uncharacterized. The record is from RefSeq and is a predicted model, not a curated record. Lineage: Eukaryota; Viridiplantae; Streptophyta; Magnoliopsida; Solanales; Solanaceae.